This is a messenger RNA of Sphenostylis stenocarpa, 852 nucleotides long. The record is from the annotation of a GenBank genome assembly. NCBI's taxonomy places the organism in Eukaryota, Viridiplantae, Streptophyta, Magnoliopsida, Fabales, Fabaceae.
AUGGGGCUGGGCUUUUGGGCCACAAUAAUAGAGUUGGAAUCAGGGCUUCCAAGAUGGGAGGGGGUACUGUGUAGUAGUCUUCUCCUGUGCUUAGUGAACAGUUUGCUUACAAUGAUUGACUUUGAACUUAACGGGGGUGGUGAAAAGGUGCUAAAUCUAGCGUUGGACGAAAUGUGGAUACCAGGAUUCAGUUUUUGGAUCAAAGGUUGCACUUUGUUGGCCUUAAUAUCUGCAAUUUUCGCUCUGGAACCCAAACUGGGAUCGACUCGCGUCGUCUUUCAGACAAAGUAUGGUGAUAUAGAAUUUGGUUUCUUUCCAACUGUUGCACCCAAAACUGUUGACCACAUUUUUAAGCUCGUGCGACUUGGAGGCUACAACACCAACCAUUUCUUUCGGGUGGAUAAAGGAUUUGUGGCCCAAGUAGCAGAUGUUGCGAAUGGAAGAUCGGCUCCCAUGAAUGAGGAACAGAAAAGAGAGGCUGUAAAGACUGUUGUUGGUGAAUUUAGUGAAGUCAAACAUGUUCGGGGUAUUCUUUCCAUGGGAAGGUAUGAUGAUCCAGACAGUGGUUCAUCCUCAUUUUCGAUACUACUUGGAGAUGCUCCUCAUCUUGAUGGAAAGUAUGCGAUAUUUGGAAAAGUUACUAAAGGUGAUGAAACAUUGACAAAGCUCGAGCAACUACCUACCCGUAAAGAGGGUAUAUUUGUGAUGCCAAUGGAACGCAUCACUAUCCUGUCAUCAUAUUACUAUGACACAGAGACAGAAAAUUGUGAGCAAGACAGAUCAAUUUUGAAGCGCAGACUAGCUGCCUCAGCUGUUGAAGUUGAAAGACAGAGGAUGAAGUGCUUCCCCUGA